Molecule: messenger RNA, 1696 nt
Organism: Plodia interpunctella (Indianmeal moth)
Lineage: Eukaryota; Metazoa; Arthropoda; Insecta; Lepidoptera; Pyralidae
Exons: 2
Coding region: 161-1423 (420 amino acids)
Source: RefSeq, a predicted model, not a curated record
CUUCAGCCAUUCAAUCAAUGACUAAGUACGUUAUUUCGGUUUUACUGCAUGCUCGUAAUUAAAUCGUACAAUCGUAAUUAAAAUUUGUGCAUUGAUGUUACUUUGAGAGGUUUGCAUAUUUUAUAUACUUACUUAACUAGACGAUUCUGUUUCAUCAGUUAUGACCGGUGGCGAUAGAAUCCAGUGCAAACUAGAAGAUGUGUUGACAGAGAAACAAUUGAAGAACAUCAUGAGACAGUUGCUGAAAAAUGAAUUACAUUGGAAGGUCAUACAUUCAGAUGUUAAAUCAGCUGCCAGUGAGUCAUCAGGUUUCUUAGGGGAAUACUUCCAGGUGACUCUAGUAGCACGAGCUGGUGGAGUCAGUGAAACGUUUAAACUGUUUGUAAAGAGAGUGCCAGUAAAAAAUCAGCCUAAAGCUGAUUUUAUCAGCACCAAUAAUUUCUACAAAAGAGAAGCUCUAGUGUACGGAUUGAUUAAUAAAUUGACAGACUCAGAUGAUCCCUUUCCAUGGUGUACAAGAGCUCUAGUGCACGACGAGUAUAUACUGGUCAUGAAAGAUCUCCGGUCGUUGGGCUAUUCGCCCAGACCUCAGGCAGAGACCCUAGACCUGCCGCACGUGCUGACGACCGUCACCUCUGUCGCUCGCUUCCACGCUGCCAUAGCCAACUACGAGACUAGAAAGACCAAUGAAAAUAAGACUCCUUGGAAUAUAAAUCAAGAAUAUUCUGAAAUUUUGGUCGAACCUAAUUUCAAUGACUCACCUUGGAUGACUUGCACUGUAAAACUCACGGCCAAUCUCCUCAAAACAUUUUCCAACAAAUACAACAACCUCGAGGAUUUAGAAGUGAAACUGUGGAAACUGUUCUUAAAAGCUUGUGAUGAUAUGAAAGAGUAUGAAAACACCUUGAAUGUCUUGAUUCAUAAGGACCUGUGGAUCAACAAUAUCAUGUUUCGAUAUGAGGAUGGUGUGCCAGUGAACGCGCUGCUCAUAGACUACCAGUGUAUUCGAUACGGACCUCCGAGCUUUGACCUGAUGAUAUUUCUCUACUGCUCCACCUCCAGAUCCUUCAGAGAGCAGUAUGAGAAGAAGGUCUUCCAUCAAUAUUUUUCAGUAUUUGUAGAUAAUUUAGAAGAAGCAACUAAGCAGAGGUUGGUUGAACUGAAGUAUGACGAGGAGGAAUUCCUCAGAUGGUGCGAGAGAAGUAGAAUGUUUGGAGCCUUGAUAGCAAUAGGAAUAUUUCCGUACAUAUUGAUGGACCCUACAGCAGCCAAGAAGACGUACGAUGACCCUGAGACUUACGACGAGUACCUGGUGGUGGACCGCACGAAGCCGGUGGUGGCGCACUGCCGACAGAAUGCGGUGUACCGGCAGCGACAACUUGAACUUUGUGAGGAGUUUGUGGAGAGAUAUGUAGAGAAAUAAAUUGAAAAAGCUGUUUAUAGUUUUAGAUAAUGUAACGUGAGCUAACUUUCAUUGUAAUCAUGUACCUAUGUCAAUAAAUUUGUUAUCAUGCUCGUAGUUAGGCAAGUAUAUAGUUGUACUUGUUUGUAGUUGUACUCGUGUGCAGCAAAUAAAUUUUUUCACGGUCACUCGAUGGUGAACAAAUAACACUCAUAAUAACUUGUAAAACAGAUUUUCUGUUUAUUGUUAGUUAAUAUUCAUUAUUGAAAAUAAACGUUAUAGGUAGGUAUUCGA